Messenger RNA from Penicillium oxalicum, 198 nucleotides. RefSeq lists its product as uncharacterized. The record is from RefSeq and is a predicted model, not a curated record. The coding region runs from base 1 to 198 and encodes 65 amino acids. The transcript is spliced from 2 exons. Lineage: Eukaryota; Fungi; Ascomycota; Eurotiomycetes; Eurotiales; Aspergillaceae.
AUGUCGCCUCCAAUUUCCUUUGUGCAAAAACCUCCAAACUCGGCCCAUCACCAGGAUACCACACCGGAAGAUCCGUGGGCCGCUCAAGCCACGAUCCACUUUACAGCACGGCCUCUUCUCUUCACUGUCCCGCUGAAAAAGGACAAGGUCUCUGGUAUGCGUAAGAUAAUCAUCAUCCACCAGAGCUCCCCCUUGUGA